UUCCGGGGUCGACAUUUCCGGUCUAGACAUUUCUGUGUAAACUCAGUUCCGUUUGGAGCGUUCGUUCUUCCGCCAUGGCGCAAGUGAGUAGUAAGUGUUUUUGCAGCGUACCACUGUGCUCUAAUUCCAAGCAAAAACAGCCUUAUUUGAGUUUCCACUCAUUUCCAGCUGAGGAGGAACUCAGAAAGAAGUGGGUGAUAGCCAUUAGAAGGAGUGAGGGGCCGAAUUUCAAAAUUCUUAGGAACAGCACGCAUGUGUGUAGCGCUCAUUUUGAGCCGCAGGACAUCUACGUUACACCAAAGGGCAAGACGUGGCUGAAGAAAGGUGCGAUACCGCGUCGUUUUAGCUGGACUCGGCCAGCCAGGCAGUCUGUGUACAGCAGAGUGAAUUCCCGUCUCGGAGAUUCUGCUCGUUUGGACGAGGAGGGCGCGAUAGGGGAGCAGGCUGUCGGUGUGCUGGAAGAAGAGGGAGACGGGAGCGCGGCUGUGCGGGACCACGACUACGUGACUCGGCCGACUCCCGGAGCUGUUGAGGAGUUGCUUGAAAAAAUCAAAGAUCUUGAGGAGCAGUUUGAGAGGUUGACUGUCAUCAGGACGCAGUUCAGCAGAUUUUGUGUUUCGGAUGAAAAUUUUAAAUAUUACACCAAAUUCCCUUCUGAGCAGCACUUCACUGUUUUUUGGAGAUCUAUUGAGCCAUCAGCAAGCAGACUCAUCUACUGGAGCAAAGCGCAAAAAAUGGGAAAAGAGGCCGCUGCGAAUGCAACACCAAGUCCAUCUUGCAAGCUACAGCUGAUUGACGAGUUCUUCAUGUAUUCCCUUCGCACUGCAGUGGGAUUAAAGGAGAAAGUUUUGGCUGACAUGUUUGAAGUGAGCCUUUCAAGUGUAAGCAGGGUGAUCAUUACGUGGGCCAACUACCUGUAUGCAGUCCUUGGUUCAGUUCCAAUAUGGAUGACACGGGAACAAGUGAGAAGACACCUUCCCUCAAAGUUCCGAAAAUAUUGCCAGAAUGUCCGAGUCAUUUUGGACUGUACUGAGCUGCGUUGUGAGUCACCAAAUGCAAUCACUCUGCAUUGUGAGACUUUCUCCACGUACAAGUCUCACACAACUUUCAAGGGUCUCAUUGGGGUUUCUCCAAGUGGUGUCGUCACCUUUGUCUCCAGGCUUUUCACCGGUGCUGUCUCAGACAAGGAGAUCACUAGGCUGUCUGGCAUUAUUGAUCUGUUGGAGGAAGGUGAUGAAGUCAUGGCAGACAAAGGUUUUCUUAUUGAAAACUUGUUGUCUGUUGCUGGAGCAAAACUUAUUAUUCCACCUUUCAAACACAAGGCUCAGUUUACAAAGGAGGAGACAGAGCAAACUCAAGCCAUUGCACGGUUGAGGAUUCUGGUAGAACGAGUCAUUCGCAGAGUAAAAGAAUUCCAUAUAUUUGACUCUGUAAUUCCUCUCACCCUAGCAGGCAGCAUUAAUCAAAUAUGGGCCAACUGCUGCCUGCUGGCGAACUACCAAGGACCCAUGGAACUUAACCCACGCUAACUGGAGCAUCAUGCACCCUUCUUGUCAGUCACCCUCAAUCAAAAAGUGCGCUUUUCCACCAGCAAGUCGAACAUGGUGAACAUGGGCGAUUGAGUCGACAUUGGGGCACUUCACUUCCACUAUUCCAAAUGGUGGGUUUUCUG
This is a messenger RNA of Astyanax mexicanus (Mexican tetra), 1672 nucleotides long. RefSeq lists its product as uncharacterized. Lineage: Eukaryota; Metazoa; Chordata; Actinopteri; Characiformes; Acestrorhamphidae. The record is from RefSeq and is a predicted model, not a curated record. The coding region runs from base 75 to 1529 and encodes 484 amino acids. The transcript has 3 exons.